Molecule: messenger RNA, 1308 nt
Organism: Suillus paluster
Lineage: Eukaryota; Fungi; Basidiomycota; Agaricomycetes; Boletales; Suillaceae
Product: Intradiol ring-cleavage dioxygenase
Exons: 9
Coding region: 258-1187 (309 amino acids)
Biological process (GO): catechol-containing compound metabolic process
Molecular function (GO): catechol 1,2-dioxygenase activity; ferric iron binding
Source: RefSeq, a predicted model, not a curated record
GCAUUAUGGAGGAUUAAUGCUAGUAUAGACGUAAGUCUCCUGUGAUUCAUUAGUCAGCGAAAUCAAAUCCAACAGUUUGCUCUCUUCAUGAAGUUGUAUCCAAGGGCAUCUUGCGUAGACUGAUAGGCUAGUCACCAUAAUUUGAUAGGGUACCAGGCAACUCGAUGCCUUUCCUUUUAUUAAAUUAUUAGCCAAUGCCGGUCUAACCAUGUCCACAUUCACGCUCUUUACCUCAGGCCCUCCUUAAACCUUCGGACAUGUGGGAGCCGAUCCUCACCCUCUCCGAGAUGCCCUGCACCUCAGAAGCCCACGACCACUCAAGGGUGUUUCACGGCAUUCCUCCUCCAACCUUUGACUUACCGUUACUCGACACACCAGACAUCAUCACCGCCAACGUUCAGAAGCUGAUCGAACAAACGCCCAAUCCACGACACAGCUUCAUCUUCAAGGUGUUGGUCAUGCACCUGCACCAGUUCGUCAACGAGACCAGGCUAACAACAGAUGAAUUGAAGGCAACGAUCAAUUUCUUCACGCGCACCAGACAAAAUUCGAGUCAAGAAAUCAGUCUGCUAUCAAGUGUCCUAGGUGUUUCUGCUCUCGUCGCUAUGUUAAAUAACCCCGUUACGGGAGGAGCAACCGAUCACAGCCCCCUGGGCCCAUUCUUCAAGUUCGCGGAGGAUACUGCAGAUGUCGACUUCGGUGAAUCCAUCGCAUCUGAAGGGAAAGGAGAUUACAUGUACGUUGAAGGUCGGAUUUUGACGACAGAAGGGCAGCCAAUCCCUAAUGCCAUCAUCUAUACUUGGGAGACCGAUGCCAACGGAUUCUAUGACAUUGAAUAUGCAGACCGCUCGCAAAUUGACUGCAGAGGUCGCCUACGCUCUGACGACAAUGGCAAAUUUGGCUAUCGCGCUGUUGUGCCAGCACCGUACGCAAUUUAUGGAGACGGUCUUGUUGGUGAACUUCUUCGCCUUCUCGGUCGGCAUAACAUGCGGCCAAGCCACAUACACAUGAUGAGCUUGAAGGACAUUGUAGAUGACGAGGAAGCUCGGAAACGCGGGUUUCCUCGCGGUGGCUCAUUCAAGCUAUUGCAAUAUGACAUUGUAUUGCUCACGGAGGAGCAAUCUGCAGUGAUGUGUGCUCGCGUUGAAAAGGAACGCGGCAUAAUUACAGGGGGUGGCAAGUACUAGAUAUAGGUGAUCUAUGCAUUAUCAUUAGAGUGUUAGUUAUAUUCCUGCUCAACCUGUACCGAAACUUCGACCUGAUUUGAGUAUGUAGUUUGUUCAAAAUUAUUUGCAUCGUUAUGCGGUG